Messenger RNA from Medicago truncatula (barrel medic), 1693 nucleotides. RefSeq names its product snRNA-activating protein complex subunit. The transcript has 10 exons. Bases 113 to 1414 code for a protein of 433 amino acids. Gene Ontology annotation, cellular component: snRNA-activating protein complex. Gene Ontology annotation, biological process: snRNA transcription by RNA polymerase III; snRNA transcription by RNA polymerase II. The record is from RefSeq and is a predicted model, not a curated record. Lineage: Eukaryota; Viridiplantae; Streptophyta; Magnoliopsida; Fabales; Fabaceae. Gene Ontology annotation, molecular function: bent DNA binding; core promoter sequence-specific DNA binding; RNA polymerase III type 3 promoter sequence-specific DNA binding.
AAUCUAACGGUAAAAAAAUAGAGGGAGAUGAAUGUAGUUGGUAAAAUUUUCAUCUUCUUCUUCAUCUCAGCGGGCUGAACCACUCAACCACCGCCACAACGACAGUGAAAUAAUGGAUGAACAGUUCGAAGGCGAUGAUCCUUCGAUCCCUAUUGCAAGGGGUGGCCCCAUUUACAUCGCCAAUAUGGUUAACUCCUCCAUAACUAGCGUUCAUCUUUUUCAACAUCGACUUCUUUAUCAAGUGAAGAUUCUACAAGCUGAGCUAUCUCAACAUUCUUCUUCUUCUUCUACUUCUCAUCAUGAUGAUGAUGAUAUCUCUGUGGAUGACCUUAAACUAUUUACACAAGAUGAGUUAAUGGACAUGGCUUUCAAACAAGCCUUUCAGGGUAGAGAGAACAACGAAAACCGUCCACCUAAUGCAAGGUGUCCGGAGAAGAAUCACAGGAAAACAAGACGUGGACCAAAUAAUCCCAUUCUUGAUAGUAAUUGUACAGAAAAGGUGGAGAAGGUUGUGAGAAUCAAACAGAAGCAGGAAGAAGACAAGGCGAAAGUCAAACAUCAUUCAUUUGGGAUAAAUGAAUCUUCCAAUAGACCAGUAAGAACAGAAAGGAUGAUGUCUCUCCGGUCCACAAGUUCUUCCAUGAAGGUCAACACAGGAGGACUUCAGGAGCACAUACCUUUGCAUGAUCCAGAAGUUGUUCUUUCUGUGGAGAUUUACCAUAAUGUUCAAAAAGGUGUCAAGACCCAAGAGUUGCUAAUUCUUGGUGAACAGACGUUAACCGGAUUGAGGGACAAGAUCUGUUGCUCAACAGACCAGGUUAUGCAGAAAGCUGGACAGCAUGAUCCUUCUGGUUAUUUUCUCAUUGAGGAUGUAUUUUACACUGAUUUGAGGGAUACAUCUGCUAUUGAUUUGACCAGACCUAUAUUCGAUUGGCUCCGAAACUCCAAGGAGGAGGCACAGAAGAAAUGGGAAUAUAUUAUAAAUGGAGAACUACAGAAGAAACAAAAGGCAGUCCUUGGGGAAGCAUCUGUGUCACACUUGCCCCGUUUCACAUCUGUUGAGAUGCACAAGAUACGUUUUUGUGACAUAAGCUUUCAACUAGGUGCUGCAUACCUUUAUUGUCAUCAGGGCGACUGUACACAUACUUUUGUAAUACGAGAUAUGAGGUCAGUUCAUGCUGAUGAUGUACAUAAUCGGGCUGUUUAUCCAAUAGUAACUUUUCAACUGAAGAUGCGUUUCAAGAAAUGUUAUGUUUGCAAUAUAUUCAGAGCCACAAAGGUCACAGUAGAUAACAAAUGGACACCAAAAAACCCUUGUUAUUUUUGUGAUGAAUGCUUUUCCCUACUUCACCUAGCAGAGGAUGGCUCUCCAUUGUAUACUGACUUCAUAGAAUAUGAUUAUAACCAUGAUUAGUUGUUAGCCAACUCAAACAGAGAAAGUUAGGGCACAUGUUCUUUAGGAGGCAGUGAUGAAGAAUCUUGUGCAAAGGGCUGAGGAUGAAGUCUGGUAGCAACAGAUGUAUAUUGAAAAUGAUUCUCAAAGGGACAUAUAUUUUCCUGCUAAUUUAUGAAAAAUAUUUAUGGCUAACAUGCUUCAUAUUUUGUAAAUGAUGUGGCUUUGCCUUCUAAAGGGAACACACCACCGAAUACAAAAGUCCUUUUGACCUCUUUUGUGUCAAUCUAAUUUCAGUGU